Enterospora canceri is the source of this 1794-nucleotide messenger RNA. NCBI's taxonomy places the organism in Eukaryota, Fungi, Microsporidia, Enterocytozoonidae. The record is from the annotation of a GenBank genome assembly.
AUGAAAAAAACAAACGAAUCUGAGAAGAGGCAGAGGCGCGUAUCAUUCCAUCCAGCACAGGCUGAGAAGAAGGAGGAUGAGGUUGAGCAGCAGAAGAUCGAUGUCUCCUUGUUUGAUACGCAGAAGUAUGCGGAGAACAGUUUGAUAGUGGAAUUUGACAAAAGAAAGAGAGAGGGACGAAUGUCACUGGAUCCACUCUGCAAGCUGGACAUUGCCGAUGAAUCAGUCCAAUCAGAGGGGCAGUUGAAGCAGGAGAAGACGAAAGUGAACUACAACUUUAGAGAAAAGGCAAAGAGAAACAAUUUCGUGGAUGACUUCAUGUACGGGUACGAAAUCAGGUUUCUGGAUAAAAUAAUCACAAAUAUGGGAGAGAAGACUGGGCAGCAGACUGGUGGAAACAAGUACAGUGGAGAGAAGCGGAUGUGGCUGAAGUACUCUCUGAGGCCACGAGUGGAGUUUCUGAAGGGGAUGGUGAGGUAUCUACAGGCGCAAAUGAGGGUGUUUCAGAAUGAGAUAGACGUAAAGCAAAGGAGUCUUGACGUAAACAAGGUUAAAACAGGUGGAUUGAAGAGGCACAGAAAUGAGAGCAGAAACAGGGCCAAAUUGGAGUGGUACGCGUAUAGAAAGGUGCAGGAGACGCACUUCAAUAAGACUAUUCUUGAGAAUGAGCAGAAGAUGCUGUUGGAGAAGGUGGAUGCGAGUGAGAGGCUGAGUUACCUGAAGAAGGAGAUUGAGGAGUUGAAGAAGACCAGGGCAAAAAUAAAGGAGAGGAUUGGAAGUGUGGACGUGGCCAUUGGAGAGAAGAGCAUUCUGAACAGGGAGGAGUUAGAGGACUUGAAGUACAAGUUGAUGGAACAGGUCAACAGGUCUGAGGUGCUGAAGGAGGACGAGGAGAUUCUGAAGAAGAAGGUGUUUGAGAAGGAGAUGGAGUGCAGAAUUGUACGAGAGAGGAUCAAGGAGCUGACAGCUGACAUUGGGAGACUGGAUUGCACCAUUCUGGGGAAGAAUGCGGAUGACAGCCAGCUUGAGAAUCUGAGUAGAACAAAUCUGCUCUAUGAGGAUGUGUUUGGAGUUAGACUUAUUAAGGCAGAAACAAACAGAGUUGUUCUAGGAAUAUGCGGGUUUGAAUUCACGUUCAUGCUAUCAGGUGGAUCAAACGUAAAGAGCUUUGUUUGCUCAAAGAAGAAUAGGUUCGACAAGGAUGCGCAGAUCUACGACACAUUCUUCGUGGAGAACAUGCUGGCUGAUUUGAUAGAAGCUGAUUCGGUGGAGCCACAGGAAAGAGUGGUAGAGAACAAGGAUGAGGCGUAUGCUGAGAAGAUGGUACAGAGAAGUCGAAAGAGGAGACUAUCAGUGGCACAGGGUGACACAAUGCAGGCAGAUGAGUUCACAAACACCCUCAACCUGGAGAAUACGCUUGAUAUUUUUAUGGUUGAGAAGUUACAGGAGGAAAUGGGUGAAAUGAGAGAUCCAAUUGGAUCAUCGAUGGAAUUGGAACAGUCCCAUAAAUUAGACGAAUUGGUUCACAAAAUACUCUACAAGUAUCAUACAGUGAACAGUCUGAUGAAGGAGGUCUGUCGGAUGCGAGACUGGUGCAACAUAGACGGCUUCUACGUCAAGAACAAGAUCUACUACAGGUUCUACCUGCAGACACUCAAUUCAGACUGUGGUCUCCUGGAUCUGAGCAUCGAUAGGAUGUUCAAUCUGAUCCACGAUAAGCAGAUUGUGGUGAAUCUACGGAACAACGUGGAGGGAAUCAGGAAGUACGUGAAUGAGUUCAUUAGCAAUAAAUAG